AUGGCCCCGAAGCGGAAGCGGGCCAGGGAGCCGGCAAAGAAGGCGGCAAAGAGCCGCUCUGGGGCAAGCAAUUGGAAAAGUUGGAAAGAGAAAAAACGGGCCGAGAAAGUUCUCAAGAAGGAGCUGCAAAGGAAGGAGCUCAAGAAGGAGAUGAAGAAGGAGAAGAUGGUGCAGCAGGUAAAGCGCGAGCCGGCUGAGCAACGGCAGCAUCAACAAGUGGUCCUGGUUGAAGCCGACUUCGACAAUGAAUCAGACGGCUCACAAGCCGACAACCGAGGCAUAGUACCGUGUCAGCAACCGCCCUGCAUGGUCGAAAAGGAGGUGCAGACGGACUUGAGCAUUGCGGCUACAGCCCUGAUUGCUGUGAAGUAUGAAAAGCACCCACCGCGGACGCCUCCGCAUAGAGCGAGCUGCGAGGGUAGAUGGGGCCAGAAAGAUGUGAGCAAGUCGGGGAAAAUCGUGGCUGCCUGCUGUCUGACUAUCCAUGCAGCACAGAUGAACAUGACUUGCCUUCAAGCUCCACACGGACAGUCGGCAGAGACGGAACCGGUUCCUUCUUUCCUGGUGCUGGCCGUGCUACUCCCAGAUUUGAUCGAGCUGACUUGUUUCAGUCAGUUCGAUCACAUCUGGGAGCAGCAGCCGGGCAAAGCGGUCGCAGCUGCGGCAGCGCCUGUCAAGGCUUCAGCACCAGUAGUACAAUCCACGGCCGUCACAACGCCCCGGCAGGAACGACCUCCGCUCCAAAUCGGGACGAUCGAGGAGGCGCCGAUCGUGGAUUCGCCCUUCAAGGACAUCUUCUCCAUGUCUCCCUCAGCGCCUUCAGAGAGGCCUGGGGCCGGCAGGCGUGUGGUGACCAUCAAGCGAUCAGAGGAUGUUCCCUGCCGCAUGUGCCAGGAGCUGAUUCCCUAUGACUCCAAGUUCUGCAAGUUCUGCGGAGCGCAGCAGACGGUUGAGAGAAGGGAAAGCGCCCUGAAAGUCAAGGGAAAGGCAUCUGAGGGAACAGCGCUGCAGUCGGCAGAGCCGCAAGACACUGUCCCCAAGUUCCGUCGUGCGAUGGAUGCGGACCUGGACUCGGAGAAUCUCGUGGAAACGGUCCCUCGGCCAAUUAGCUCGAGGCUCCUGCAAGAAGAGCAGGUGGAGGAGAGUUUGCCGUUGCCACGGGAGGCCUUCUGCAUGAUGUGCGGCUUCGAGUUCCUUUCUGAGGAUGCAAACUACUGCAUGGGGCCGAGUGGCAAGUAA
Molecule: messenger RNA, 1239 nt
Organism: Symbiodinium sp. CCMP2592
Lineage: Eukaryota; Dinophyceae; Suessiales; Symbiodiniaceae
Source: the annotation of a GenBank genome assembly